This is a messenger RNA of Chaetomium globosum CBS 148.51, 501 nucleotides long. RefSeq lists its product as uncharacterized. Bases 1 to 501 code for a protein of 166 amino acids. The transcript has 2 exons. The record is from RefSeq and is a predicted model, not a curated record. Gene Ontology annotation, cellular component: mitochondrion; peroxisome; cytoplasm. NCBI's taxonomy places the organism in Eukaryota, Fungi, Ascomycota, Sordariomycetes, Sordariales, Chaetomiaceae. Gene Ontology annotation, biological process: cell redox homeostasis; cellular response to oxidative stress; hydrogen peroxide catabolic process. Gene Ontology annotation, molecular function: thioredoxin peroxidase activity.
AUGGCCACCCUCCAAGCCGGCUCCUCUUUCCCGGAAGGCGUAUCCUUCAGCUACAUCCCCCCCACUGGCAACCUCGACGUCACAGUCUGCGGCAUCCCGACCACGUACGACGCCAGCAAAGACUUCCAAACCCACAAAGUCGUCCUCGUCGCCGUCCCGGGGGCCUUCACGCCCACGUGCCAGGAGCAGCACAUUGUCUCCUACCUGUCGCACCUUGCCGAGCUCAAGGCCAAGGGCGUCGACAAGGUCAUCUUCAUCGCGUCCAACGACGCCUUCGUCAUGUCGGCGUGGGGCAAGGCGAAUGGGAUCAAGGAUGAGUCGAUUCUUUUUAUGUCGGACGGCGGUGCGGCGUUCAGCAGGAGCAUCGGCUGGGCUAGCGCCGACCGCACCGGUCGGUAUGCCGUCGUGGUGGACCACGGCAAGGUUAUUUACGCUGAGGCAGACACUACCAAGGGGAGUAUCGCACACUCCGGGGCUGAGGGUGUUUUGGCGAAGCUCUAA